CGUCAAGCACCGCCCGGUACCGCGUCCCUCCCCUCAUUGUCAGCGCCCGCACCCGCCGCCCGAGCCCCGGAGCCCCUCGCGGGCUGCGGCUGCCCAAGCCCGGGCUGGGAGGGAGCGAAGCCUGGCCGCUCCUGCUGCCCAGGGUGAGAUUGCCUCCACUCAAAGGAACAAUAACAUACUGGAAAUACACAAGGUGUAUACCAUUCACCCAGACUAAGGAAAGCUUUGUUCUAAAAGGAAUAAAAUAAUCAUGGCAGAAUGUACAGGUUACAAGGAAACCUCAAAUCGGCACCUACGUUUCAAAUUGCAGAGCCUCAGUCGCCGCCUUGAUGAACUGGAGGAAGCAACUAAAAAUCUGCAGAAAGCAGAGGAUGAGCUGCUCGACCUCCAGGACAAAGUUAUCCAGGCAGAAGGCAGCAACUCCAGCAUGCUGGCUGACAUUGAAGCCCUGAGGAAAAGAGUGCUGAAGAUUGAAGGCAAGGAUGAAGAAAUUAGGAAGGCUGAAGAGCUUUGCAGAUUAAUGAAAGAAAAGCUUGAAGAGGAGGAGAGCCUCACUCGAGAUCUGAAGUCAGAAAUUGAACUCCUUCAGAGGAGAAUGGCAGAGCUGGAGAAGCUGGAGGAGGCCUUCAGCAGGAGCAAGAAUGACUGUACACAGCUGUGUCUUAGCCUCAAUGAAGAAAAGAACUUGACCAAAAAGAUAUCUACAGAAUUAGAAAUACUUAGAGUGAAAGUGAAAGAACUGGAAUCAUCUGAGGACAGGCUGGAUAAAACUGAGCAGACCUUAACAGCUGAGCUAGAAAAGCUGAAAUCCUUAGCCCUGAGCUUUAUCACAGAAAGAAAACAUUUUAACGAAAGAGAAAAGCAAAAUGAAAAAAUAAUCCAGGAGCUAACACAGAAACUAGAACAAAACAAUAAACUAAAUAGGGCAGAUCAAACUAGAAAUGCAUCCAACUUGCUAGAAAGGUCAUCCAACAAUCUCCUGGACAGAAAUGAUAUGAGAAUUGAAGAUGACUUGACUUCUGCACUGCCUUCUAAAGAGACCAGGAGGAAGGGAAGUGUGGAUUACCUGAAACAUGUAGAAAAUGAAACCAGGAAUAAAUCAGAAAACCAAAAGAAUAAAAACCAGGAAGACAAUAAAGUGAAAGAUCUCACCCAAGAAAUUGAGAAACUUAAAAUUCAGAUAAAACACUUUGAAUCUUUAGAAGAAGAACUUAAAAAAGUGAGAGCCAAAAAUAAUGAUCUGCAAGACAGUUACUUAAGUGAGCAGAAUAAAAACAAACUCUUAACAGGUCAGCUAGAAGAAAUAAAAAUGCAAAUAAAGAAACAGAAAGAGCUGGAGAAUGGAGAAGUUGAAAAUGAAGAUACAAGCUUUUCUAGCAGGGGAAAGCAUGAUAGACCUAAAUACAGAGGUGUCAUGACUGAUUUGGCAGCUGCUAAGCACAAGCCAAGGGAGCUCUCACCACAGCAGCGCCGGGAAAGAGCACGGAACAGAGACUUCUCUCUCAGCAAUGACAGCUACAGCCACAGUGCUAAGAGGGUGCCCAGUCCAAGCUUAAUGAACAGAAAAGCAGGGAAAGCUUCUGCUGCAUCUGCCCUUUCAGACACUGCUGUCACAGAUACAAGAAGAGUGGAAGAGAAAUCUUUAGUUUCCACUGUUUCUUCUGGUCAGAAGGAAGGCUGUGUCAUGCAGAACGAGGGGAAGAGGUCCAAAGAGCAGCCAUCUGUCCUCAGCCGGUAUCCUCCUGCUGCACAGGAGCAGAAGUCUUGGAAAGCACCUUCCAAACCUGUUGGUGAUACAGGCCUGAGAUCCAAGGCUGAAAAGCCAUCUCAGGUGUUCCGUGGGAACUGCCAAAAUGGUGCUGACACACGGGAGGAAAAGUCCAGCAAAGGAGAAUCAACAGGUUCUUUGUCUGAGAAGCUGAAAACAAGUCAGGCUGAAGUCAGUGAGUGCUUGGGGGAUACACAGCUCACAAGGGGGAACCACAGCUCUUCCAAUGGCACAGCCUCAGCAUACAGGUACCACGUGUCCUCCAGCGUGUCAGCCUCAGACUCUGCUGGCUCUAAAGUGGAAGCAGUGAGCACUUUUGCUGCAUCACACAGACAGCCCUCAGAGGGGAGGGCUAGAAGGGCAUUAAUCUCCCAGGAAAGAGAAGCUGCAGACACAUCCCUUGAAAGUGUGAAGCUUUCGACCCUGACAAAGCGUUCCCAUCACUCCAGGAGUCAGGAGGACAUUCUGCAGAUUCUCACUGGUCUUGAUAAAGAAGGCACCGAGCAGUCUUCAAGUUCAGCAGCAGAUCAUGUAAAUAUGGGUUUAAAAACUGACUCCAAAACCAUCCAGGGUAACCAGGAAAAACUUAAUUCUGAUGAAGAAUCAGGGAGAGGCAAAAAACUGACCACUCAGGCAGAUUUUGAGACAAGAAAGAAAGUCAGUUCCAAGCAGUUCUCCAAUUCCAGGGGAGUUUUUAGAGCAUCACUUUUUGAAAAUGACAAAAAAACUGUGAAUGAUGAAGACUCUACCAAGUGCAUAAAACCAUUAGAUGCCAGCACUGGAGAACUGAAAUCCAGAAGAUCCUUCAGCCCUAGAGAAGCUCUGAGAUCAAAAGCCAUCAUUAAACCUGCAAUUGUUGAGAAAGAUAUGAAGGCAAUCAUGGGAGGGACUGUUUCAGAGGCAGAGCCAGAAAAACAGAAGUCUGCUUUUAAAAUGGUAACAAAUAAAAUGACAAGCAGCAUCACAAUCUUUCCUUCUGAGCCAACAGCUCCAAGGACCACUGCAGAUACAGCAGCAAAGGAAAGGCAUGUUGCCACCAGCAACAUCAGAGUUGCUUCAAAUGAGCCUUCACCAUCCAUAACAAACAAUGUCCCUUCACCCUUUGAGGUGUCAGUUAACAGAAGUGCUCUGAAGUCAUCUGAGGCAGACAGAAGUGGAGAGGCAGUGCCAAGAAGUAAAGCUGAAACAGUGGUGUCGAGAAGCAGCAUUAUGCUAAAGACUUCUGAACUCACAGAGAGGAACAGUGAGACACCUUUGGAGACAAUCAGCUGGAAGAGCCACGGCUCGUCAGAUGCAGGUUCCUCCGAAACAAAGCACGUCACUGUCAGAAGUUCCUGGAGAACAAGGCAAGGCCUGCAUUCCCUGGAGGACUCUCAAACCAAAGUGGAGAAAAGUGCAACUUUCAGUGCCACAAACUUGUGUAGAUCCUCAGUGGACCUUUUAGAGGGGGAAGGGAGUAGUUCAAAACCAGACUUCCUGGAGCAGACUUCAUCAAGGACAAGUGCCACAGCUAAUUCUUGGAGUGCCCCUGAGCUGGGGUCCCGAAGGACCAAAAGUAACUUAAGUGCAUCUGAGCUGCUGCCACGCAGGAGCUGUGCCACUGACCCUGCAGCAGCUGCUGCUUGGCAGCGCAGCACGCCACCUGAUGAGAGCAAGGAUUUUGUGUCCAGUUCCAGAAGGAAGCAGUAUGGCUCUUCUGAGUACCUCCUCCAGGCUGACACUCUGGGCAAAAGGACAGCCACCAAGGUGGAGCUGCAGGACCCUGAAUCCAGCUCCCCUGCACCACCAGGGCUCCAAGGAGAGGAGCAGGGCGCUGCCCGGGCUGGCCGGACAUCUCGGAGAUGAGCUGCAUCCCCUUCUCAGUGACCAUGGUGGAGCAAGAGGCAGGAGAGUACCAAGCUCACAGGCAUCAGCACCCGUUUGUAACCUCUCCUGAGGCUUCAACUAGCCUGGAACCAGUUUUGUAAUGCAGUUUGAAAGGUACAAGAGCUUUACCAGUGAAUUCUUUUUCUUCGUUGCUGAAGAGGCAGCUGCAGAGACUUUGCUCAGGGGACUCCCACUUCUCAUCUCUGUACCUGCCAUCUUAAUCUUCCCUGUAGGAUGAUAGGUCUGUCUCCAUAUGGAAAGUCUGACUACCUAGCCUCUCUGAACAAUGGUACUCCUUGCACAAGAGAGAACUUUUUGUUCACUUCAUUCACAGAGGAUCCCAGCAGUGUCCCUGUGAUUGCAUCCACCAGCCCAUCAAGCUGUCCACCACAACUGAAGGUUUCAGUUCCUAUGGAGAGUUUGCAUUCUCCUAACACACCCUUGCUGCCUGGGGUGGUGGUCACCUCAGCACCUGUGUUUCCAGCACCCUUAGUCUCUAGGCAAGAGGAGACUGUUCCCCAGUGGUUACUUUACAAGUUGAGAGGGAAGGAGAGCAGAAAAUGCUCUUUAGAAGGAGUUGGUUCCCUAUCACUGUCAGUCUCUGCAACAAGCUUUGCAUGAUCCAUUCAUCACCAGUUGAGAUCCUGCACCAAGAAAUCAUCCAGUGAGCCAGACCAACACAGCAGUGACACCUCCUCCUCCUGGGACCAGGGUGCCAUUUAUCUGGAGCUUUGUGUGUUACACUCUGCAGGCAACAACUCUGUGGCUUGUGCAAGGCAGUUGAGCCCUACGAGAACAAGAAAAAAGUGCUUUUCCUCACAGACAAGCAGAACAUCCUCGCUCCUUCCCACUCAGGGUGGAGACAGCUGCACUGGACCCUAAGCUGAUCUGUGGUAGCUUUGGUCUGUGCCUCAACCCCUGUCUGCCAUGCCUGGGACCCAGCUAUGGUCAGAGACUGCUCAAACACAGAGCUGUGUGUCCCCACCAGUGCAGCUGCUGGCACUGUGGGGCAGACACGUCCCCACAGCUCCAGGAGGUGCUCAGGUCAUCAGCAGCAUUGUCCUGAGCAAGGUGAGUGCACCUGGCUCUCACAGCAGGGCUCUGACACUCCUUCCUUUCCAUCCCAUCCCAUCCCAGCUGCUGGGCUGGCCCCUACACAAACACCCCUGGUCCUGCCUGUCCCUCUGUGCAGCAGGACAAGGAGAAUGCUCCAGCCAGAGAAGGUCCUUGAUCUGUUUCAGAGGUGCUGUGGGAAGAGCUGCACCCCAACAGCUCCCCUGAGCUGCACCCACUCUUGUGCCCAUAUCCCCCCUCUGGAGGGGCAGCUACCAGACUGCCUGUGCUGCACCUCCCUGUGCUGCAGCUCCUCCCUGGCCUGGGAAAUGCACACCUCAAUUCUGAGAAGAAAAUUAAUCAAAAAAAGAAAAAGGAAAAAAGCAAUAGAGCUGGUUGCAAAAUAUCUAUGAAAACAUUUAUAUAAAAGGGAUGUGUUUUAGUGACAUGAAUAUUUUUUUUAUAAAGAUUGUUUGGAGGAAGGGAAAAAUUAUUUUUGAAAAAAAAAAGUUUCUUUUUGGAAUUUUAAAGAUGUUUUCCCAAGUGUAGAUUUUUAACCCUUCAUUUUAUUCUUCUACAUAUCAUGACAUAUGUGUCAACUUGCAUUACAAGACAAAAAGAUGCUUUUAAAUUAGUACUGAGUGGCAGCUCUAAUAAUCUUUAAAUUAUAUUAAAAUAAAUUGUAUUAACUGCUCUCUCUUACCAUUGACAUGGUAGUGCUAGUAGAAUGAGAUAAUGGGAAAAAAAUUUAAACUCAAACUAAAAAUGAAAGCAAGUGAAAUUCUGAAGCUAAAUUCAGACUUCUUACUGCCUCCCCCUGCCCCGUGUUUAUCAGGAAGGAUUGGAAAUCCUUAUGGCUUGUGCAGUCUGAAACCAGUGGAUGUGACAGUCCUGUGCAGUGGCUGUGUCCUUCCCUUCUUCCCUUGCCUCUGUGUGCCCUGCUCCGUGCCCAGCAGUGCCCAGCUCUGCCCUGCCCUGCCCUGCCCACCACAGGCUGCUGCCUCUGGCUCUGCCCCUCCAAACGAAUCCUGCUGCCUCAGCUGCCCAAGUGCCUCACACUGCACCUGCCUGCUCACCCUGGGAGCAGCUGGAGGCAUCUUGGCACGUCCCUGCCUCUUCAGAUGUCACAGGGAUUCCCUCUCUGCUGCUGGGCAGCUCUCCAGCUGUCACCUGGACCAGCCACAGAGGCACUGCUGGGCACUGCUGGGCACUGCUGCUGUGCCCCCAGACCCCUGCAGGGCCUGGGGCUCCCCUGCCCCUGGUCAGUGCUGCCCAGCUCCUGCAGCCUGCACAAACUGCUGGACAGCAGACACACUGAGGAGGACAAGGGUCACUCUGGGCAGUGACUGAAGGCCCUCCCUGACAGUCCCAGCCCCAUCCUGCUGCAGGACACGGCUCCACACUCCACAGGACGUCCCUGCACAUCCAGCAGCUUCCUCCUCCUCACCCUGGCGUGGCUGUGGCUCAGCACGGUGCUCCCAGAGCCUCCCAAGGGAAGUGGCUUCAGCUGUGGCAAGGAAAUCUCUGCAAGUGGGGUGAGCAGAGCCUUCCCUGAGCCGACCCACAGAACCCUGGCUCACCCAUCAGCUUUUCAACCCCACUGCUGGCCCCAAGAACACAGCCCCGUGUCUGAAGAGCAAGGGAAGAACCACCAGCAGCAACAGCUGUUGGGUUUUCUCCUUCUGUCAGCCAGGACCAGGCUUUGCCCAGGCAAAGGGAGGGCUGUACCCUGCUGCUCAGCUGGCUUAGCCCCAGCUCUUGCCCCAGCAACACAGCGCUGCUGGCACUGUCUUCAGGUGCUCCUCACAGAUGAUGUCUCUCCUUUCUCCAGCUGCCUCAGUUAUUUGUUCAAUACUUUACAGCAGACACCUUGAACUCCUGCUCUAGACUCAGUUUUCACUGCUUGUAAAUACUGGACACAGAUGUCACUUGGUAACUGCACACUGGUUGUUUUUACCACAGCUGAGAUUAAAUCUGAGAAAGAAAACCCUACCUAGUAUGGAAAGGGGCCAUGCCCUCUAGUCAAUGAGUGCAAUAGGAGCUGAUUGUAUUAUUAAUCUUAUAGCAAUGACUUCAGGAAACACAAUGUGUUUACUCGAAUUGCACACUUUUUUUGAACAGCUGUAAAAUAGAGUAUAUGUGUAAAUAUUGCCAUCACUGAAGAAGUAUUUGUAAUUUUAGCAUAUAAAUAUAACCUGCUUUCCAGGAGGCUUGAUGCUGCACAAGGGCAGGCAUCGAGCCCUCGGGUAAUUCCAAAGUUGUAAAUGUAUUUGCUGUACAGAGGAAGUGUGUCAGUGCUUGCUGCUCCCAAGGAACCUCAGCUGCUGGUCCCUUUUGGAGAGCCAGUGCUUUCCCCAGAAGGGCUGGCUCCAGUCUGAGGGCCCAGCAGCUCACUGCUUCAUGAACCGGCUUCCCUCACGUCUGAACACCUCUGCAGCUGCAGAGCUGCCUGUCCAGCUCCUUGGAGGGUCUGGUGACAGCCUGGCCCCUGCUGCUGUGAGUGCAGCCUCUGGGCAGGCCCCCAGCAAGGGAAAAGGGCUGGAAGCACAGGGCAGAGCCAUGUGCCUUGCUGCUUCAAGAGACACUUGACACAAGCAAUUUCCCAGCUCCAGGAUGAAGCAAUAGUCUCGCUGGUGUCAGCUCUAAGGUAGCAGACCUCAUCUCUGCCCCCCUUGCACACGGCUGAAGCAAUCAGGGCACUGCUCCAGGCCAGCCCCCAGGCUGAGCUGUGAACAGAACACGAAGCCAUUGUCAGCAGCUGCCUCCCAUGGUCAGAACCCAGGGCCCAAAGGAUCCCCCUGGGCUGCCCCACAUGCAGUGCCGGCUCCUGCUGGGGGGAAGCAGCACUCCAGGCUGCAUGGAAUGUAUUUUUAAAAGAAUAAAUCUAUUUUUUUGUAUUUGUGAACAUAUAUUUGGGUGGGGCAGCUUAGUUAGAAGACAAAUAAUGCAAGAAAUCUUUUCAUAAACACAGGUUCAUCCAAGUUAAGCAGAUUUUCCAGGGUUGCAGUAUUGCCUUUUCCCCUAAAAUAAACUUUGUGUCCAAUAGAGCUAUGAGCAGUGUUCCACCCUUAGAACUUGCCCUGUCUCAGCAUGCUGAGUAGAGGAAGGCCAGUACUUUGCUCCCAUGCUGCCCAUGCAGUGGAUACAGAUGGUGCUCACCUCCUUCAGCGACACAGUGCUCUUAGUCUGCAUGCCAAAUGUAAACACACUCUUAUCUGCAUGUCUCUCCUGAUCAAACACUGUCAGUGCUACAGUAUAUAACCAAUAAACACUCUUCUCUUUUUA
Haemorhous mexicanus (house finch) is the source of this 7972-nucleotide messenger RNA. RefSeq names its product leucine zipper protein 1 (gene LUZP1). The record is from RefSeq and is a predicted model, not a curated record. Bases 251 to 3613 code for a protein of 1120 amino acids. The transcript is spliced from 4 exons. Lineage: Eukaryota; Metazoa; Chordata; Aves; Passeriformes; Fringillidae.